AUGUCAAACUUUGUUGAUCUGCCAUCCGAGUUGCAAAUUGAAAUAUUUUCCAUUCUCUCUGUUAAACAUUUGAGAAAUAUUCUUUCAAUUAACAAAUCAAUUCAUGAGCAAUUGAUUCAAUCAGAAACAUUUUGGAGAACCUUGAUCAAGAAUUAUUCGAAAGUGAUCGGAGAAAGUGCUUAUGGAGUUGAACAAGCAUCACAAGAAUUAUUCGAAAUUGAAAAUGUCAAGAAACAGUUAAUUGAAAUGAUAGAAAUAAAAAAGAGAAAAACUAAACAAUUCCAACAGAUGUCUAUGGAAUUAGAAUACAUGUUAAGAGAAUUAGAAAUGGUUCAGAGAGAAAUGAAUGCACGAAAUGAAAGUACUUUGCUAUUGGGAGGAAACAUCAGUGAUCAAUUCAAAAAUCGAAUUGAAAGUUUGAAGCAAAAAGGUGAAAGUGUGAAAAAGGAAAAGGAAGAAAUUGCAGAAAAGUUAAAGAAAACGAUUAUUGAUUAA
Messenger RNA from Naegleria gruberi, 495 nucleotides. RefSeq lists its product as uncharacterized. The record is from RefSeq and is a predicted model, not a curated record. The transcript has a single exon. The coding region runs from base 1 to 495 and encodes 164 amino acids. Gene Ontology annotation, molecular function: protein binding. Lineage: Eukaryota; Heterolobosea; Eutetramitea; Acrasida; Naegleriidae.